CUUGCAGCCACGAGCGUUAAUUACUGGCCAUCUGUCGAACGAAAUCAGCGCCGCAUUGUUACGGUUGUCCAGCGGAGCGUGUUAAUCCUACGUGUAAAUUCUCAUCGCCGGCAGGUACGCUGUUGGAUCUGCAGCUCGGCUGUUGAUUGGCAUAAAAGUAAAUAUCCGUUUGGUAAACGAAGCAACAAGCGUCCGCGACUCCCGUUGAGUGGAAUGGAGUGCCACCCGUUAGAGGAUAUGUUGGAGUAGUGCGCGCACGCAGCCGCACUAGCCAAGAAGCGUUUCUCGUUCAGGUUGAGCAAUCUCCUACCUCCUCCUUUUCCUAUCCUCUUGAUCCCCAUGCACGACGAGAAGCGCGCUUUAAAAACCCGACAGGGGCAAAAUCUCACAGGUCAUUCGAGCAUCACGCCCCGAUGCAUGCGGACCAUUUUCGCUCUGUCUGCAUUGUAUCAGUAGUGCGGUUAAAUCAUCGGAUUUCGUGGAAAAUCGUGAACUAACACACAGUGCAGCGCAGUUUUCAGGGAUUAUUUGCAUCAUUUCCACGAACUUCAAGUCAUUCGCACUUCUUUUCUCGCCAUGGCGACGGCACUCAGGUAUCUAUGGUGCUGAUGAAAUCAGGCGGCUGGCAAUCGAGCUUGCAGCGAUAAUAUUUAACAAAAGAUGGACGGCGAGAACCGCAUCAUUCUGAACGUGGGCGGUUUCCGUUUCGAGACGUACCGCACAACGCUCAAAAAGAUCCCGGCCACGAGAUUGUCGAGGCUGACGGAAGCCCUGGCCAACUACGAUCCCGUUCUCAACGAAUACUUCUUCGACCGACACCCAGGAGUCUUUGCCCAAAUCCUCAAUUACUACCGCACCGGCAAACUGCACUACCCGACCAACGUCUGCGGUCCGCUCUUCGAGGAAGAGCUCGAAUUCUGGGGCCUUGACGCCAAUCAGGUGGAGCCAUGCUGUUGGAUGACGUAUACAGUUCACCGAGACACCCAGACGACAUUAGCCAUUUUGGACAAGUUGGAUAUCGAGACGGACAAGCCAAGUCAAGAAGAAGUUGCUCGUAGAUUCGGCUACGAGGAGGCGUAUCACAAAGGCCGUCUGAACUGGUGGCAAAAGACGAAACCCAAGAUCUGGUCUCUCUUCGACGAGCCUUACUCUUCCAAUUCCGCCAAGAUCGUUGGCUUGGUGUCGGUAUUCUUCAUUUGCGUUUCGAUCCUGUCGUUUUGCCUGAAGACACAUCCUAAUUUGCGAGUGCCCGUCAUCCGGAACGUCACAAUCGAUUGGUCGAGAUCUGCGCUUUCGUCGCCAGUGCUCGACAUUUACCACCGCUUUAGAAAUCAGUAUCCAACACGUCAUAGUAACUGGACGACCAGUUGGACCCUGGACAAGACUCGCACCGAACCACAUCAAGCCUUCUUCUUCGUCGAGCUGAUGUGCAAUGUCUGGUUCACUCUGGAAUUCACCGUCCGUUUUGUCGUGUGCCCCAACAAAUGUAUCUUUGCCCGGUCGCUCGUUAAUAUUAUCGACUUGGUGGCUACCCUCUCAUUUUACACAGACAUUCUCUUACAGGAGCUGGCCCAUCACGUAGAUAAUGCCGAUAUAUUGGAAUUCUUCUCCAUCAUUCGAAUCUUGCGUCUGUUCAAACUGACCCGCCACUCGCCCGGCCUGAAAAUUCUUGUCCACACGUUCAAAGCUUCGGCCAAAGAGUUGGCCUUGCUCGUCUUCUUCCUCGUCCUGGGCAUUGUCGUCUUCGCCAGUUUAGUCUAUUACGCCGAGAGGCUCCAGGCCAAUCCCGACAACAACUUUAAGAGUAUACCAGAAGGUCUCUGGUGGGCCAUCGUCACCAUGACGACGGUGGGUUAUGGAGAUAUGGCGCCCAAGACGUAUGUCGGAAUGUUUGUCGGAGCGCUAUGCGCCCUGGCCGGCGUGCUUACGAUCGCUUUGCCCGUCCCUGUCAUCGUCUCCAAUUUCUCCAUGUUCUACAGCCACACUCAGGCGCGAUCCAAGUUGCCGAAAAAAAGGCGAUGCGUCUUGCCUGUGGAGCAGAUCCGGCGGAAGCAACAACACAAUCGAAACGAAGGCGGUAAUGGUGGCGGCCUCCAGCGACGGAUGAACGCCUUCAAGCACAAUCCUCCUGCCAUGUUGCUUAAAGAUGCUAUGGCUGUCACAUUUGGCGCAGCGGGCGCUUGUAAUAACGUGAGCGUCGUCUCGAUGGCAACCGGCGCACCGGUGGUUAAUAAGAUGCCGGGCUGCCCAAAUUCCGUGGCUUCGAUACAACCAACACUGCCGGGCCGGCCAUCAGCCGCAUUCGAUUUUACCGCCCUCGGACUGAUGGCCAAAAUUAUCGAAUCCCCACCAUUGGUGACUCUGCAAGUGGCCAGUAAAAGUCCAUCCGCUUCCCUGGCCUGCCUCCAGCCGUUGCAAGAUGGCCUGCAGGCGAUGGCUCGUCAUUCACCACCGUCUCAGGUGCUGAUGUCGGACGUUGACGUCGAAGCAAACGAUGUCAAAAUCAACGGAAAUCAUCUGGCGGCCGAUGCGGUGGAGACGACGUCGAUUGAAGCCGGCAAGGACUUGCUGAUCGAUCAGCUGGCAGCACCCUCCUUGAGCUGAGAGCACUUCACCGUUUUCGAACGCUGCAAGUGCGGUCUCUCUCUUCCUUUUCUUUUCCCCCAAGCUGCCAUAGCCGCCACAUCAAUCGAUUAGAUUUAAUCUAUUCGUCGCUGCUGCUGUCCUGUACAAUUUUUUCCUCUAGCUUAUUUUUAUCUUCUCCAUCUUUUUCCUUAUCUUUUUUUUUUCUAACUCUCUUUUCCUCGUUGACGAAUCAGAUCUACAAUCAAAUCUCGGAACAACAAAUUCAUACAGAUGAAUUGUGUUGAUGUAUGAUAUUUAGAUUUUAUUUUGUGUUCGCUGUCGGGUUCAACUGUUUCAUCUAUUUCACUAUGACAACUUUACUUUUCUCGAAAUGAUAAGCAAAACGUUAUCUUUUAACUAAUAACGCGCACAUUCAGCUUUCGACAUUUGAAUUGCCACUCACAGCAUGCGAUUUCAGGACGUUUAUUACCCAUGCAGCAAAGUAUAGGCAAUUUUACCAAGAACCAUGAAAUGUAGACAGAAAAGAAAUAAGAAAAAAAAACAUUUGAAUGUCUGAUGUAAGGGGUCGCAAAUGUCGAGCUGAUGAAGCGUGUUGCCAAUAAAUGCUGAAUGUAAAUUUGGUCUCCAGCGUUUCAAGCGCUGGCGACACGUAAUUCUCCAGAGAGGCUUAUAUGUGAAAUAUACUUGCGUCCUGUACAUACAUCAA
Daphnia carinata is the source of this 3292-nucleotide messenger RNA. Its product is annotated as potassium voltage-gated channel protein Shaw-like. Gene Ontology annotation, biological process: protein homooligomerization; potassium ion transmembrane transport. The transcript has 13 exons. Lineage: Eukaryota; Metazoa; Arthropoda; Branchiopoda; Diplostraca; Daphniidae. Gene Ontology annotation, molecular function: delayed rectifier potassium channel activity; protein binding. Bases 661 to 2604 code for a protein of 647 amino acids. The record is from RefSeq and is a predicted model, not a curated record. Gene Ontology annotation, cellular component: dendrite membrane; axon; voltage-gated potassium channel complex.